AUGAGCCAGCGACAAGCAGCAUAUAAGUUAAACGUGUCUCAAAGUUUACUAGGCAGGAUGCUGAAAAGUCGAAAGGAAAUCGAAAAUGCAUCAUUAGAAAAUGUGAAUUCAAACCGUAAAAGAAAAAGGGUCGGUAAAGAAGAAGAAGUUGAAGAAGCUUUGAAACAAUGGUUCACAAAAGUCCAAAAAAAAGAUGCCCGAGUUACAGGACCACUGUUGCUCCAAAAAGCCGAAUAUCUCGCUAUAAAACAAUGA
Messenger RNA from Macrosiphum euphorbiae (potato aphid), 255 nucleotides. NCBI's taxonomy places the organism in Eukaryota, Metazoa, Arthropoda, Insecta, Hemiptera, Aphididae. The record is from the annotation of a GenBank genome assembly.